Syngnathus typhle (broad-nosed pipefish) is the source of this 4081-nucleotide messenger RNA. It is a transcript of the gene slc1a6, whose product is annotated as solute carrier family 1 member 6. Gene Ontology annotation, cellular component: plasma membrane. Gene Ontology annotation, molecular function: glutamate:sodium symporter activity; neutral L-amino acid transmembrane transporter activity; L-glutamate transmembrane transporter activity. Gene Ontology annotation, biological process: L-glutamate transmembrane transport. NCBI's taxonomy places the organism in Eukaryota, Metazoa, Chordata, Actinopteri, Syngnathiformes, Syngnathidae. Bases 1406 to 3094 code for a protein of 562 amino acids. The transcript is spliced from 11 exons. The record is from RefSeq and is a predicted model, not a curated record.
AUCCAUCCAUCUGUCUCUAUCUGUCUGUCCCCCAUCCGCAUCCACAUUCAGUCGUAUUGACUGGCAGUCGCUUGAGUAUAGUCAAGUGUACCUUUAUCUUAUCUAUCCAAUUGGUAUCCAGCAUCCGUCCAUCUGUCUGUCCGUCCAUCCGUCCAUCCAUCCAUCCAUCCAUCCAUCCAUCCAUCCAUCCAUCCAUCCAUCCAUCCAUCCAUCCAUCCAUCCAUCCAUCCAUCCAUCCAUCCGUCCGUCCGUCCAUCCAUCCAUCCAUCCAUCCAUCCAUCCAUCCAUCCAUUCAUCCAUCCAUACUUCUGACACAUUGACAAUAACCGAGGAUAUCCGUCCAACCAUCUAUUCCUUUAAAGAGUCUUUAUGCUAGUCCACUUGAUGUCUGCUUUCACUUUUUUAUCUUUUGGAUGUCAGAGUUGGAGUUUAAUUCUGUAAUUCUACUCUUAAUUGAACUUGCGGCCAUGUCAAGGACCAAUAGAGAGCAGAACAUAAGAGGUACAAGGGGUGAUUGGCCGACUUGAACUUGGACUCUAAUUGGUGUGUGUGGGGUCAGUGUGCGUGUGUGUGUCUGUCUGUCUGUGUGUGUGUGUGUGUCUGUCUGUCUGUGUGUGUGGAGGUAUAAAAAGGUCAGAACAGGUGAGAGGCAUGUUUUAUGUCUGUCUGCUCGUGAGGGCAGAACAGCAGAGCACACACCGUCACUGGAUGCUUCACCUCUGGAUGGUACACACACACGCACACACACUUAAUCGAUGUCUUGAUGGGACUGCUUCAACACGCUGAAUCAUGAGCAGUGAGUUUUUAUUUAUUCAUUUUUUUUUAUUGGGAAAUUGCCUUGAACGUAAGCCAGCUAAUUGGAAGAUGGACGAUUUGUUGUAAGCCAAAUUGUUCGACGGGAGCUUGUUGUCCUAGUACGUUUUCACAAGGCGGUCCAAAAUGAAUAAAUCUCGAGGUGUGAAAUGCUGAACGCGCUUCCUCCAGUUGUACAGAAUUUCAAAGAUUUGUAUCAUGUUUUGGUGAUUGUGCUGUCAUUUAGCGAGAAAUAUUUACCCUCUCAUUAUAAAAACAAAUUAGAAGCCAUUAAUAAUAUGGAACAGGAAAUACAGAAGGGUCCAAACCUAAUAUUGCGCUAAUAAUAUCUCAUCAAAUAUUUUUGUGGGUAAUAAACAAAGAUAAAUAAAAGGAGGCUGGAAAAAAAAAGUCCAAGGAAAAACGAUAAGGACUCCGCCUUUUCUUGGGCGCAUAUGUUCGUUUGUUGAGGCCGAUUGACGGGAAACGUUGUAACCUACUUAGAUAAGAGCAACCGCCAUGUGCGCCUCUUUACCACACUGUUGUGUUACUCCACGCAACUCCAAACGUUUCACACGAGACCUCCCUCCUGGACCAAGUUCUGGAACUGAUUAUGAGCGAGAAGCCGCCAGCCACCAGCGCUAGUCUUUUCUUAAACGAGGACGCGGAAAAAGCCGCCGUGCCCGAGCCGACGGACUUGAAGAGACGAGUUUGCGCGGCCAUGGAGAGGAAAACAAGUAUCAUGAAGGAGAAAAUAAGCUCCAUCAGCAAGGAGGGCGUCAAAGCUUUCCUCAAAAGGAACCUUUUCGUUUUAUUCACCAUUGUUGCCGUGGCUGUGGGCAUCGUCCUAGGCUUCUCCCUGCGCUCCCAUGACUUGUCCCUGAGAGAGAUCAAGUACUUCUCCUUUCCUGGGGAGCUGCUGAUGAGGAUGCUGAAGAUGCUGGUGCUGCCUCUCAUCGUGUCCAGCCUGGUCACAGGAAUGUCCUCCUUGGACAGUAAAGCGUCCGGUAAAAUGGGCGCCCGCGCCGUGGUCUACUACAUGGUGACCACCCUGAUCGCCGUCUUCAUCGGCAUCGUCAUCGUGAUCAUCAUCAAACCCGGGAAAGGCAGCAGGGACAGCCCCGUAGCCAAAAGCGGCAAUGUGGAACUGGUCCAGGCUACUGAUGCUUUCCUGGACCUCAUCAGGAAUAUGUUUCCACCUAAUCUUGUGGAAGCUUGUUUCAAGCAGUACAAAACCACAUACAAGAGGAUUGUACACACAAGGAACGUGACGGUGAGACUGAACCUCACUGACACUGCAAUCAACGUGACGGACGCUAACGUGAACCUCAGCAGUGUGCUUCACACCAUAAAGGAGACUUUGGAGGAGACGGUGCCCAUGCCGGACUCCUCUGAUGGCGUCAACGCUCUUGGUCUGGUCUUCUUCUCUAUGUGCUUCGGUCUGGUCAUCGGCAACAUGAAGCUGAAGGGUCAAGCUCUUAGGGACUUCUUUGACUGCCUCAAUGAAGCCAUUAUGAAACUGGUGGCCAUCAUCAUCUGGUACGCCCCGGUGGGUAUCCUCUUCCUGAUAGCGGGCAAGAUUGUGGAGAUGAAGGAUCUGGCAGAGAUGGGCGGCCAGCUAGCGAUGUACACCGUGUCGGUCAUCGUAGGGCUCCUCAUCCACGGUCUCUUCGUACUGCCGCUGCUCUACUUCCUGGUGACCAGGAAGAACCCCUACAGCUUCAUCGGCGGCCUGCUGCAGGCGCUCAUCACAGCUCUGGGAACCUCCUCCAGUUCUGCAACUCUACCCAUCACUUUUCGCUGCUUGGAGGAGAAUAACCACGUGGAUAAACGGGUGACCCGCUUUGUUCUCCCCGUGGGCGCCACCAUCAACAUGGACGGCACGGCUCUGUACGAAGCCGUGGCGGCCAUUUUUAUCGCUCAAGUCAAUGACAUGGAUCUGAACUUUGGACAGAUUCUAACAAUCAGUAUCACGGCAACCGCUGCCAGCAUCGGAGCAGCAGGCAUCCCUCAGGCUGGCCUGGUUACCAUGGUGAUUGUAUUGACAUCGGUGGGACUGCCCACAGAGGAUAUAACCCUCAUCAUCGCCGUGGAUUGGUUCCUAGACCGUUUGCGUACCACCACCAACGUGCUGGGCGACUCUCUCGGGGCGGGCAUUUUAGAGCACCUCUCUCGUGACGAAUUGCAGAAUCAGGACGAAGAGGUGCGCAACUCCGUCAUCGAAGAAAACGAGAAGACUUACCAGCUUAUUUGCCAGGACAACGACAUUGUGCGUAAUCACAACAGCGAGACCACAAUGUGAAAGCUGCGGUUUGUCCAGUAAUACCGGGCAGAUGUCAUUUUCCAUGAAAUAUUUUUGAGGCUGCAUAGCUUUCCAAUUAGCAGUGCGAAAUAGCACAGACAACAACAAAAACUACAGUAUGUGACGCUGAACUCGGACCCAAGGAUUUUUCAUAUUAGUGAAUCCGCUCUUUGCUAGACAAAAAUACGCUUUUUUGUUUUGGCAUCUUGAGGGCAGAAUGCCGCGCUGCCCAACAAAGCAGGACGGGGAAAGGCGGCAGGGUCAAAGUCACACGCACUGAAAAGAGAGAUAGUCAAAUUAGGUCAGAAGAAUGACGUCACCAAAAACAACAAGUUACAGAAAAAAUGUAAUGUUGCGAUAAAAUAUGUCAAAUUUUCCACAAAAUAGAGGUUAGGCUCCAAAUUGUACCUUCCACGUUGGAGGGUCAAUUGUUUGUCAUUAAUCAUCAAGACUACCUCUAAUAGAAACUGGAUGCGGAAUGUAACAGUAAUCGUGCAUAUUGAAUAAAUAUUAUUUGAUCCUGUUAAGGUUGCUUACAUGCCGUGAAAUGUGAAAGCACUUGACUGUUAAACACUGGACUUUGCUACUCAUUGUUUUAAAUUCUAGUGACUUGCCAGGUUGUGGCUUCUUGUGAAUGUUAAUAUUUUUUUGCUCUACUAUUACUUUUUAAGACUGUACUGCUGUGAACUAAUUUAAAUACACAGGUAAGAUUGUCUGUAAAGUUUUUGAAGAAGCACACUAUUUUAAUGUUUAUCAUAUUCUGUUCAUGGAUGAGUUUGAUGGGAAAAUAUUUUGUUAUUGUGAAUGUUAUUGUAUGUGCAGUAGUUUAAUCUUUUUUGUGCUGAACGCUUCAUGUUAAUGUAAUAAUUCAGAAAAGUGUCAAUGUGGGCUUUAGUUUUAAAAUGAUUCAUGUAGUUGUAGUGAAAAGGGGUUCCCCCCCCAAAUUGAUGGCACAAUGUGAUUAAAUAAAUGGCUCAGGAAUUCAAA